ACCGAGGAAGGCCUACCAGAAAGAAACCAAGUGUCAAAUCGUUUUCCGAAAUAGUACUAAGUUCCAAACAACUCUUUCAAAAUGAUGCAAGGAUGUAUGUUUAAUGUAGACGGGGGAUAUUUAGAAGGACUCUGCAGAGGGUUUAAAUGUGGAAUAUUGAAGCAGGCUGAUUAUUUGAACUUGGUGCAGUGCGAGACGCUUGAAGACUUAAAACUUCACCUCCAAGGCACUGAUUAUGGCAGCUUUUUGGCGAACGAACCAAGCCCUCUUGCUGUCUCAGUUAUUGAUGACAAACUCCGUGAAAAACUUGUCAUUGAGUUCCAGCAUCUCCGCAAUCAUGCUGUUGAACCUCUCUCCACUUUUUUGGAUUUCAUCACGUACAGUUACAUGAUUGACAACAUCAUUCUGCUGAUUACUGGGACGCUGCAUCAGAGGCCCAUCUCUGAGCUGAUACCCAAGUGCCAUCCGUUAGGCAGCUUUGAGCAGAUGGAGGCCAUUCACGUGGCGGCUACUCCAGCCGAGCUGUACAACGCCGUCUUGGUGGACACUCCUCUCGCUCCAUUUUUCGUGGACUGUAUCAGUGAGCAAGAUUUGGACGAGAUGAACAUUGAAAUCAUCAGGAACACCUUGUACAAGGCGUACCUGGAGGCGUUCUAUGAAUUCUGCAAGAAGCUGGGCGGCACCACCGCAGACGCCAUGUGCGAGAUAUUAGCAUUUGAGGCAGACAGGAGGGCAAUCAUCAUUACCAUCAACUCGUUCGGAACCGAGCUGACAAAGGAUGACCGAGCGAAGCUGUACCCUCGCUGUGGGAAAUUAAACCCUGAUGGAUUGGCAGCCCUGGCUCGUGCCGACGACUACGAACAAGUCAAGCAAGUCGCUGAAUACUAUGCAGAGUAUAGCGCCUUGUUUGAAGGAGCUGGGAACAACCCUGGGGAAAAGACUUUGGAGGAUCGGUUCUUUGAGCAUGAGGUGCACCUGAACGUGUAUGCGUUCCUGCAGCAGUUCCACUUUGGAGUGUUCUUCUCCUACCUGAAGCUAAAGGAGCAAGAAUGUCGUAACAUUGUGUGGAUCGCCGAGUGUGUCGCACAGAAACACCGGGCCAAGAUCGACAACUACAUCCCCAUAUUCUAAUUGGUAUACUCUGUGUAAUACACUGUGAUAGUGUUCUUUAAAGUACGACCCCUCCAAAUUUUAGUUAAAAAUCUUGCAAAAAGUGUCAUUAAUUUGUAUUGACCACUUUGGGUGGGUUCACAUAAUUUUCAAAAUGAAAAGCUUUGUUUUGCUCCAAAGUGGAUUUAAUUUACAUAAAGACUUCCUAUAUAAAUAAUGUGUAUUGCUUCGGUUUCUAUUUGUUAACAUUUUCUCAUGAGAAAAUACAUAAUAUCCCUAAAAAAUUAUCCACACAUCAAUGUUGAUUGGCUUCUUAGUGUUUUUAAUGUAUUAUUAAACAAUGGGGUGUAGAAAGGUUUUUUUAGUCCAGUAACAGAACAAAAAUCUUGGAGUGUUGAUGAAGAUUGGAUAGUCCUUUAUAAGGCCAAGCGCUUGGGUCUAAUUUUAACAUUCCACUCUUGUGUUUUAAUUUUCAAUAAUAUAAAAUAGACAAUAUAAAUAUUGCACGGUAUUGUUAUUAACAGUUUUGAUUGGGCAUAAUACAAAAUGAUUAAACCUUUUUCAUUUAACUGCUCAAAAGGUUAGUCAGUUAAAAUGUAAAUUUUAGAUCCAGAGUCGUCAAAAAUAUAUUAUUGGUGUAUAGGAGAAAUGAGUGUUAAAUACGGAUAUUGUUUAAUAGCUUUGUUAGAUUUCUCAGUAGCCAAUUGUACAGCAAGUAUCCCAAUAGAAAAUAUAACAGUAUUGUUGUAAUUAAGAUAUUAUUUGUUGGUUCUUUUAUUAUUUUGUUGAAUGUAUAUUUGUAAAAAAUCUUGUCCUGUGUAAAUUAGGUGACUAAAACUUACCUUCAAAUUGAAUCCUGUUAUCACUUGGUUGCUUUGAUCAUCCCCUCUGUCUUGUGAAUAAAUAGGUUACAAAUAAAGUUAUAACAAUGUUAAA
Molecule: messenger RNA, 2046 nt
Organism: Macrosteles quadrilineatus (aster leafhopper)
Lineage: Eukaryota; Metazoa; Arthropoda; Insecta; Hemiptera; Cicadellidae
Product: V-type proton ATPase subunit d
Exons: 7
Coding region: 82-1131 (349 amino acids)
Biological process (GO): vacuolar acidification; proton transmembrane transport; vacuolar transport
Cellular component (GO): vacuolar proton-transporting V-type ATPase complex; early endosome; proton-transporting V-type ATPase, V0 domain
Molecular function (GO): proton-transporting ATPase activity, rotational mechanism
Source: RefSeq, a predicted model, not a curated record